AUGGCUCUCGAAGCUGUCGGCCUCGGCCUCGGGGCAACUCAGUUUGCGGCUGAGCUCGCCGUGACCAUCGUCAAGUUGAAGCGGCUCUGGGACGAAGUGCAGGAUGUCCCCGACCACAUCCAGUCCAUCCUCGAGGAGCUAGAGGACGUGGACCUGAUUCUCCAGGAUGUCGAGGAGCAGAUCAACCGUGACGAGAUUCCGGACGAGCUCAAGUCGACCGUCCUCCCUCGCGUCUUGCGAUCGACACAGAGGGCGUAUAGAGCGUUGGAAGAACUUGUCGAAAGUCUUGACAGGCAGAUUGUGUCUUCCAGGGGAUUCCGACGGAGGCUUGUUUCGGUGAGGGUCGUAAUUAAGAAGCCGGUAUUAGAAAAGAUGGAGAGCCAGCUGCGGAGAGCUUUGGACAUUCUGAAUAUGGCUAUCAACAGCUACACAAUGGCAUAUACACGCAUUUCGAGCCAGGUCAUUAUAAACCGACUGCCUUUGCCGGCACCACCACAGUCCGGGCCCGCAAGACAUGGCCAGGUUAUAACUACCAUCGAGCCCGUGCCUCCAGAAGUCGACAUUGCAAAGAAGACAACCCCGGAAGAGGUCGCACGACUCCGUACGAUAUAUCCAGGAACAUCUUGGCUCGGACGCGUUAAUUUCACACUCAACUCGAAAGAUCGUUACGAAUUCGUUCUGCAGGCGCCGAGUUGGCUUGCAGCAAGCAUCUAUUCUGUCAUGGUUGAGCGUAGCCUCCACGGCUGGAACACUGAACUCAAAGUACACAACGUGAUUCGGAGUUGGAAGGAGGUCGAAGGGGUUGUUGGCAUCUUGGAGACAGAUGACUGUCCUGCGCUGCUGAGUUUCCUCACUCGGCAGAGGCUGCCUUUGUUGACGCGAGACCGAGAUGGUUUCACACUACUGGACCUAUCUUCGUGGUCUGGCAGUGUUAGGACGUUUGGAAAACUCGUUGAACUUGGGCUGAAAAGCUAUAUCCUCGACAACCGAUGGGGUGGAGUGUUGACUUCGAGAAUGUAA
This is a messenger RNA of Verticillium alfalfae VaMs.102, 1020 nucleotides long. RefSeq lists its product with no specific name. The transcript is spliced from 3 exons. The coding region runs from base 1 to 1020 and encodes 339 amino acids. The record is from RefSeq and is a predicted model, not a curated record. NCBI's taxonomy places the organism in Eukaryota, Fungi, Ascomycota, Sordariomycetes, Glomerellales, Plectosphaerellaceae.